CGAAAUGAUGAACCCACACUUCUACCGUUUCUUUACUUAAAUACUGUAUAAUCUCAAAUGAAUAAUUAAAACUCACAAAACUCGAAUGUUAACAUUUUAAUUAGAAAAGUCUUGAGUUUUUCAUUUGAACCAGCCUUUGAAGGAUAACAAAAAAUUUAAGUAACCCUCAAGUUUUUGAGGUGUUCACCCAUUAGAGAGAGAGAGAGAGAGAGAGAGAGAGGUCAGUUUAGGAAUUAGGACAGUGGUCACUAGCAGAAAAAUUUUCACCAGAUAGCACGCCAAGUAAGAUGGGAACAACGGACGCGCCUGGUCUAACAACAGCGUCCCUCCGGAAAGCAAACGCAAACCUGCUCCCUCUCUCUCUCGACCGGAGAGAGGAAUGGGACAAUACCAAAUUCACAGUUGACUCACCAUGCCAUUGAUAUCGGUCAACACCCUCGUCAUCGCUGUAAUGUUCGGCUUCGCUGUCUUAAUCCUCUUCUUCUCGGGCUUCCUCGGAUUCCCAACCGUGUCUCCUUCGAUCCCAUCCGUGUCUCCUUCGAUCCCAUCCAUUGGCGAUUCGAGAUUGGCCGCCGAUCGCACGCCAGACCCUUUCACGAACUCGUUGAGCGCUUUCAGGAGAUGGGACGCUCAAGUGGGUUGUUCUCGGUUUAAAGAGAAGCACAAGGGGUUGUUCUCAAAUUGGUCUUCGACAUCUUCUUUGCAAGAUGUAGAUGCCAAAUUGGACUGCAGUGCGUUAAAGAUGGAUCAUGUUAGUGUUUUGGUUAAAGGGUGGACAUGGCUUCCCGACAAUUUGGAUAACUUGUAUCCAUGCCGAUGCGGGUUGAGCUGUUUGUGGACAAAAUCGUCGGUUCUCGCUGAUAAGCCUGACGUGUUGUUGUUUGAAACCACAACACCUCCAUUCCUGUGGGUUUCUCGUGUUUGUCAGAGACGCAAUGGAGAUCCACUUCGUGUGUACAUGGAUCUUGAAGCUGGCCGAAAGCGAUCCGGUGUUGAGGAUAUCUUUAUUAGCUAUCAUGCCAAGGAUGAUGUCCAAGCGACUUAUGCUGGUGCACUCUUCCAUAAUAAUCGAAAUUAUUAUGUUUCUUCUUAUAAGAACAAUGAAACACUUGUAUAUUGGUCUUCAUCACGGUGUCUUCCUCAAAGAAAUCGGCUCGCCAAGAGUCUCCUGAAUUUGCUUCCACACCAUUCAUUUGGCAAGUGCUUAAACAAUGUUGGUGGCCUGAAUAUGGCUCUUUCUCUAUACCCUCACUGCGCAAAAGAUGCCGAAGCAGCCCCAAAAUGGUGGGACCAUUUGCACUGUGCCAUGUCUCAUUACAAGUUUGUCCUUGCAAUUGAGAACACUGUCACAGAGAGUUAUGUAACAGAGAAGCUAUUUUAUGCUUUAGACUCUGGUGCAGUUCCCAUCUAUUUCGGUGCCCCAAAUGUUGGGGAAUUUGCCCCUCCUCAUUCAAUAAUAGAUGGGACUAAAUUUGGCUCCAUAGAGGAAUUGGCCUCAUAUGUUAAGGCCGUUGCUAAUGAUCCUGUAGCCUAUGCAGAGUACCAUGCAUGGAGGAGAUGUGGUGUUCUGGGUAACUAUGGGAAGGCCCGCGCUGCAAGCCUCGACACGUUGCCCUGCAGGUUGUGUGAAGCUGUGAGCAGAAAAGGAGGGAGAAAUGCAAAAGCCUUGUGACAUUUUGCUCCUGUUAAUUGGAUGGAUUUUUUGUAAGGUGAGAGGCAAAAUUAAGAAUGAUAUGUUGUAUAAAGAGGAGCAGAGAGAGAUUAUGCAGUUAUAAAUUGUGAAUUUCAACCUGGUUUUGAAUGAAAAAAAAAAAAAAAAACCUGGUUUUGAAUCAUUAGACCAUGAGAUGAAAGAUGUCUGAAUCCUAUACUUAGCUGAACAAGUUAGAACAAAUUCUCGGGAGGAAAAGUAUCAUUUUUUCAGGCUUGUGUAAGUUUUUCUUUUUUUAAUCAAACAUUAUAUCCCUAAUAACGUUUACCAUUUUAAUGCAUCCAAGUUAAUUAUGUACAA
Messenger RNA from Malania oleifera, 2011 nucleotides. RefSeq names its product alpha-(1,4)-fucosyltransferase. The record is from RefSeq and is a predicted model, not a curated record. Gene Ontology annotation, molecular function: alpha-(1->3)-fucosyltransferase activity. The coding region runs from base 413 to 1672 and encodes 419 amino acids. The transcript has 3 exons. Gene Ontology annotation, cellular component: membrane. NCBI's taxonomy places the organism in Eukaryota, Viridiplantae, Streptophyta, Magnoliopsida, Santalales, Ximeniaceae.